CUUGCGUACAACCUUGUGCGUUAGAUUCAAGAGUGAAGUAGUUGCUUGUGGUGUUGUAUAUGCGGCUGCUCGAAGGUUCCAGGUACCACUUCCUGAGGACCCUCCAUGGUGGAAGGCUUUCGACGCAGAGAAGUCUGGGAUUGAUGAAGUCUGUAGGGUUCUGGCACACCUAUACAGCCUUCCCAAAGCAGUACACAUACCAGUAUGUAAAGAUGGGGAUUCAUUCACAACAUCGAGACAGACAACAGACUCACAAGCACAGCAAAAUUCGAAGGAAGGUACGCCGAAUGGACCGGCAGCUAAUAAUGAUUCAUCUAGUCCCAAGGCUGUGUCUGCAGUUGCCAAUCCAGACGCCAGUGGUUCAAAGGGUGCACUUAUAAAAGUGGCCUGUGAAAAAUUAAAGGAGUCCAAGAAAAGUGAUGAUGACACCAAGAAUCUCCCAAUUGAUGAAGUGAUGAGAGAAGAACCUCCAUCGAAGUCCAAGGCUGACCAUAGACAGGAGGCAAGUGGAGAAAGGAACAGGGAGAAGGAGAGGGAGAGAUCAAAGGCUCGGGACCGUGAUAGGGGAAGGGAUGGUAGGGAUUCUGACAGGGAAAGGGAACGAGAGAAAGUCAAGGAUAGAAGCCAUCGUUCAAAGGAAAAGGGAAAAGAUUCAGGAGGGCAUUCGGAGAAAUCAAGACACCAUCCACCACGGGAUCGUAGUGACUACCAUAGCUCCUCUUAUUCGACCCGCGAGAAGGAUCGACACAGACAUCAUCCAUACACAUGAACCAGCAAUAUUCUUUCCAUUUUGGCUACUGGGUUUUUGCAGCUUGAUUACCCCAACUGUAUAUUUUGACACCUAGACGGAAAAUGGAUGGUGAAAAGAGUGAGGGCAUCCAUACUAGAUUUCCUGUAGUUAUAAAGCUCAGUCAUGUUGGGGAAAUAAUAUAGUGCUCUAGGUACUGUGUUUAAUUGUCAAUAUACAAAACUAUGCAAAUUUUCGUAUGUGGAUGUAUUUUUUUUUUAGCAGAACUGGUCUGUAUUCUUGGAUCUUACCUGUGUUGAAUUAACAUGUUUGAACUGCUAAUGAGCUGGUACACCACCUUUCUUUGCUUAAAACUAGAGUCCCAAAGUA
Macadamia integrifolia is the source of this 1117-nucleotide messenger RNA. Its product is annotated as cyclin-L1-1-like. Gene Ontology annotation, biological process: regulation of transcription by RNA polymerase II. Lineage: Eukaryota; Viridiplantae; Streptophyta; Magnoliopsida; Proteales; Proteaceae. The record is from RefSeq and is a predicted model, not a curated record. Gene Ontology annotation, molecular function: cyclin-dependent protein serine/threonine kinase regulator activity. Gene Ontology annotation, cellular component: nucleus.